UACACGUUUGUAAUCAGUUUUUUUUUUUUAUUUUCCGUUUAAAAUAACAUAUUCCACCGGCUGCUUUGUAAUACCGAGACUGAAUCUCGCGUGCUUCGAUCGGUCCGUUGCGUUGGAGCGCAAGAGCCCCUUUUUGAACUUCACCGCACUCCGGCCGUUUAUCUAACGAUAGUCUAAGCAGUAGUAGAAGUAAUAGUUGUUGUGCAAGUGCUAGUGGUAGUGAAAUUGCACGGUGUCGUAACCGGAGAGUCUUACACAUCGUCAUCGACGGACUUAAUGCCAUCAUCAGAUGCCGCCAAAGAACUUGUGUAGUAUGCCGGCGUUAUUGUCCCGAAAACUCGCCGCUGUGUAACCCCGAAGACGCGUCGCAGAAAAAUCAGUUGUACACAAAAAUUGUUUUCCCCAGAUUCGCAGGACAAGUAUGGGAAAUUGGUGGCAAAGUACUACAAUCAGUGUGUCUGCCCCACUUCUAACUGCCGUCAAAUGUCAAUGUUUUUUUUCCGUUUGCACAACCUUCGCCGUGAGGAGGAAAUAAAAAAACGCCGAAAACGAGGCAUGAGGCACAGGCAUCAGCUGACACUGGCGCCAAGUCGGUUGUUCGAGAAACCGCCACUAACGCCGUCCGACAGCCUAGACGAGGUCGCCUUACAAAUACCCAGGGUACGAGUGGAAUAUUACGUGAACGAGAACACAUUUAAAGAACGCUUACAAAUAUAUUUUAUUAAAAAUCAACGCUCAAGUCUUCGUAUUCGUAUCGUCAAUUUAUUUUUUAAACUAUUAACAUGUUUACUAUAUAUUAUCCGAGUCGUGCUCGAUCAAGAUCCUACUUUCGCGACGUGUUAUGGGUGCCAAGUGGGGAACAAAACCGAAUUCCUACUAAGCCGAAAUCUAACGGACGAGGCUUUCCAAGCAAGACCAAUCAUCAAUUGGGACGCCAUUCAAUGGGUGAAGAGGCCUUUCGAGUUAUGGAUACUCGAGUGUGGAUUAGCCGUGUUCGCUCUCUGCGAGUCGCUGCUUCUCACGUAUAUUGGGUAUAAGGGAAACGUAAUGCAGCAACUUCUAUCGUUCCAUUUCAUAUUGGAGUUGAUCACUACGGUUCCGUUUAUCUUUACCCUUUUCCAACCGACUUUGAUUAAUCUUUUCAUACCGGUGUUUCUAAAUUGUUGGCUAGCGAAAAAGUCCCUGGAAAACAUGUUUAAUGAUCUUCAUCGCGCUAUGCAAAAAUCUCAAUCAGCUCUUUCCCAGCAGUUGAUGAUUCUGUCGGCCACUCUCCUUUGUUUAGUGUUUACUAGUGUAUGUGGCAUUCAACAUUUCCAAAGAGCUGGACACCGUCACUUGAGUCUCUUUCAAGCAACCUACUAUGUGGUUGUCACUUUUUCUACAGUUGGCUAUGGAGACUUCGUGCCGGAUAUUUGGCCUUCUCAACUAUACAUGGUCGUUAUGAUCUGCAUAGCACUUAUUGUCCUUCCUACUCAAUUUGAACAGCUAGCGUUCACUUGGAUGGAAAGACAAAAACUCGGCGGUUCUUAUUCAUCUCACAGAGCACAUUCCGAAAAACAUGUCGUCGUGUGUAGCACGACGCUCCAAGCCGACACCAUAAUGGAUUUCCUCAAUGAAUUUUACGCACACCCUUUACUUCAAGACUAUUUUGUGGUAUUGCUUUCGCCAAUGGAACUCGACACAACCAUGCGGAUGAUACUUCAAGUGCCCAUUUGGGCACAGAGAGUCAUCUACAUACAAGGGUCGUGCCUGAAGGACGGUGAUCUAUCCAGGGCCAGGAUGAGCGACGCUAAAGCAUGUUUUGUCCUGGCAGCUAGAAACUACGCGGACAAAGCCGCAGCGGACGAACACACUAUACUGCGGUCUUGGGCGGUAAAGGAUUACGCCCCGACGGUACCUCAGUACGUGCAAAUUUUCCGACCAGAAAAUAAAUUGCACGUAAAGUUUGCCGAAUUUGUCGUUUGUGAGGACGAGCUCAAGUAUGCGCUUCUGGCCAACAACUGCACUUGUCCAGGUGCAUCGACUCUGGUCACAUUGUUAUUGCAUACUAGCAGAGGCCAGGAAGGGCAGACAUCUCCCGAAGAAUGGCAUCGGUUGUACGGCAGGUGCUCGGGAAACGAGAUCUAUCACAUCCUACUGGGCGAUAGUCGGUUUUUCGGCGAGUACGAAGGAAAGAGUUUCACCUACGCUAGCUUUCAUUCGCACCGAAAAUUCGGCGUGUCCCUUGUUGGCGUUCGGCCGGCCGACCUGCCGGAGUUCUACGAGGACACGAUACUGCUGAAUCCCGGGCCGAGGCACAUAAUGAAGAAAUCCGACAUAUGUUAUUAUAUCAGUGUAAAUAAAGAGGAGAAUUCGUCGUUUGUCUUGUCCAACAGUGGGGCGAUGCCGGCAAAACAGCUAGAAAGUGUAAAUAGUAGUUGUGGUGAGUGUUGUUUUGGUCAAAUCGGUAGAAGUCGGCUCUUUGCGUCGAUGACCGUGCAAAUUUCAUUUUUAGAUAAACCGACUGACGUUCAAAAAACAAUUAAAGAAACGCACACGCCGCCAAGCAAACACUCGGACGAACCGAUGGCCGUGGGCAAUCAUUUGAGUAUUCCCAAACCCAUAGACAUGAAUCCGAAUUUAUUAAGCCCCGAAAUUUUAAAUCAAAGAAGAGGCAGUCGCCGGCCGAGCAUUUUACCGGUAGCCGAAACCAUGACGGGUUCUUCGUUAAACAUAUCCGUACCUCAUCCGGAAGACGGCGACGAGAGCGAAGACGAACUCGAAGACGAAGUACCUUGGAGAUCUCCCAGCGAGAAGAUAGCAUUCCGCUUUACAGCGGGCGGCAAAGAAGACAUUUAUGUCCAGCCUGUUUGGCAUGCUGAAUGGAACAGAAUUGUCAAAGGAUUUCCGCCAGUAUCUCCUUACAUUGGUGUCAGCCCAACACUUUGUUAUCUUUUGAAGGAGAAAAAACCGUUAUGUUGCUUACAGUUAGCUCAAGUAUGCGAACACUGUUCGUAUAGAAAUGCUACCGAUUACAAUUGGCAAAACAAAACCAUCAUACUUGCGGCUGAUUAUGCGUCAAACGGUAUUUACAAUUUCAUAAUACCGUUGAGGGCGCACUUCCAUCCGAAAACUUCUUUGAACCCGAUCAUUAUUUUGUUGGAACGUCGGCCUGAUAUUGCAUUUUUAGACGCCAUAUCAUACUUCCCUCUUGUCUAUUGGAUGCUUGGUUCCAUCGACUGUUUGGAUGAUCUCUUGCGAGCUGGUAUUUUAUUGGCAGAAAAUGUAGUUGUGGUGAACAAGGAAUUAUCGAAUUCCGCUGAAGAAGAAACUUUGGCCGACUGUAAUACAAUUGUUGCCGUUCAAACCAUGUUCAAAUUUUUCCCCAACAUACGUAGCAUAACUGAAUUAUCGCAAUCGUCCAACAUGCGAUUCAUGCAAUUCAGAGCACAAGACACGUACGCGUUACACCUGUCUAAAAUGGAGAAACACGAAAAGGAACGAGGAUCACACAUAUCAUACAUGUUCCGGUUGCCGUUCGCCGCAGGUUCUGUGUUUAGUGCCAGCAUGUUGGACACUCUGUUGUACCAAGCAUUCGUCAAAGACUAUGUCAUUACUUUUGUUCGAUUGUUAUUGGGCGUCGACCAAGCUCCUGGUUCAGGAUUUUUAACUUCGAUGAAAAUUACUAAAGACGAUAUGUGGAUAAGGACGUACGGCCGUCUUUAUCAGAAACUAUGCUCGACCACUUGCGAGAUACCUCUAGGAAUUUACAGGACUCAAGACUUGUCUAACAUCGACUCUCCUCCGGAUGCAUGUGGUACAGACUGCGAUAAAACCUCUGAGGGAUCAGAUCACGAAGCUUACAUGCCUAUACCGACUAACUGCCUACCUAAUUGCCACAGGAAUCAAAAUUCCGUUUUUUCAAUUAAUAUGAACGACGACGCACGUGACAACCAUGAUAAUCUAAUUGAACGUGCCGAGAUUGUGAAUCUAGUCCGGUCCCGAAUGGACAGCCUGAACUUACCAUCGGUCGAUCACGAAGACGUCAGCGAGAAACGGAGCAGCCUGUCGUACGUUAUCAUCAAUCCGAGCUGUGAUCUAAAGCUCGAAGAGGGUGAUAUCAUAUACAUACUCAGGCCUAGUCCGUUCUCGGCACAAAAGACCUUCGAGAGGCACAACAGCCGUCGCAAGUCCAACAUAAGCUUUAGCUCGCAAACCGGACAGAUUGGGUUCGGAUCCAGAAGGGGCUCCACCCUGGCGUUCCCUCCGUUCAUGUCAAGACCACCCCCGCUAGUGACCACCAAAUCCAACAGCUUGUCUCUGCCCGACAGCCCUACCGUGGGCAGCGCCCUUCGAGCCCGGUCCAACUCGCUGCGCGUGGUCGACGACAUACUGAUGAGACGAUCCAACUCACUGAGGCAAGGACUGUCCAUGUGCAACCGGAAGAGCAGCCUCGAAGAGUUGGGAGUGUCGCACUUUGCGUUAGGAUCGAGUGCACACGAACGUAGACCCAGCAUGCAAGUAAGCCUAAGUGCUCGAUCGAUGAGACACGUCGUCACUACGCGAAGGCAGUCUGAGCUUCAUCCGAGCGAGAUGUCCGGAAGCGCCAUAAAGAUAGCGCUCAACGGUAGCAUAGGACUGGAAGUGACGCCACCGGAAGAAGUAUCAUCCCCUGGUUUGUCUAGCAAUACCAGCGUGGUGACCGGAGGCCCUUCUUCGUUGCCAGCACAGCAACAGCUGCAGUCCGUGCCGUCGGUACACCAUCAACCGGCAUCGCCGUCACCGGUGCUGUCUCCUCAUUCAUCUCAGGAACAUCUGCAGGGUACGAUUGUAUGAUAUAACCUGAUGUGGGGUAAACGGAAGAGCAACAACGCGCGUAACAAAUGGUUGUAAGCCGUUGCGCGUUCUCUUUACUGUUCGUUUGCUUCCACAUCGUAUCGCUGUCUCUCGCUUUGUCUCGUUUACUUCUUAUUUAUAGUACAUACACAAACUACUACGUGUAAAAAUAAACUGACACUAUAUCCAGUUGAAACAAAUUAUCAUUAUUACUGACGGUAAUCCUCUCGAAUUUGGCGGUACCUAUUUGAAUAAAUCAGAAUUUUAAUCAUCAACUGUUCACCGUUAUUCUUUCUUGUUUUUCGUUAAUUUGGCUUGUACGAGAAAGAGUAGCGGUCCUAAUAAAAAAACAUGUAACACGCAACAUAUUUUGCUUAUGUGCCAAAAGAAAAAAAAAACUACAUUACUAUUUUAAUUAUAUUUAUUCAUUUUUUUCUCUAGAAAACCUAUUAAUAUAAGUCUUACGAAUUAUCUAGUACGUUAUACUGUUAUUAGGACUAAAGGGUAGAAGGGGGUGGUACACGACGAUUUGACGUGUUAUGUCAACAAACAGGGUUCUUUUUUAAAAAAAAAAAAGGACGUUCGAUAUCAUUUCAGUUAUCUGUAUUGUUAUAUACGGCUAUCAUUGAAUUUAAUGACAUUGAAACGACAAUAAGCCAAAAGAAAAUUUAAAAAAUAAUAGUAAAUUUCGUUUAAAAAAUGUAGGAUUUCUAUUGAGAAAUAGUAUGUAAUAAUUAAAUGGUCGCCACACGUGCCAUAUUUUUUCGAUUACUAAGGGGUUUGGUAUAGGCGUUUAAUUAAAAAAAGACUAUUAAAGUGUCUAUUUACACAGCUUUCUACUGAUAUUCUUUAUUAUUAUUUUUGGACAAAAAUAUUCGGCAUAUGUCAGAAACUUUUUUUGUUACAAUUAUUUAUUAUUGAAGUACUUAAAAACAAAGAAAACUAAAUCUCAAAAACGAAUAAAAAUUAAGCUUUUAAGGAUACAAAACGAAACCAUGAGAAAAAUAUUGUUUUCUAAAUGUUUUAAUAAAUGACAAAACUUAACAAUUGCUACAAAAAAAUAAGACAGCUUGUAAUUUACUCCUAAAAUUAGAAAGGCGUGGCACUGUGGCGUCCACUAAAUAAAAUUAUGUAAUGAUAGUUUUUAAUUAUUUUGUUUCAGGCGUUUAAACGAAUUAAUCGAAUAAACAACAAAAUAAUGAUAAUAUUUUUUUUUCAAACAUCAAUUGUAAAAAACCAAAAUAAUAUUCAAACAUUAAAUUUUAAAAAAAUAUUCGAAAUUAACUAAAUAAUACAUGCAUUGACUAUAUAUAACGAUCCUAUAACGUCUUAUAUUCGUGAUAAGCCAAAUAAUUUAAGAUAAAAUUAUCACGUCCUCUUAUUAAAAUUUUGUACAGUUAAUUAUAGUAUGGCUAGUGAUUUUGAUUUUCCGAGCAAUUUAAAUAAUGUUUAAUAGCAUAAAUAUUAUAAUAGCCUAUACCGUAGAUACAUAUAUUGUCUCUGUUCAGUUCAACGCAAAACAAGCUAUUUAUUUGUGCUAAAUACCUUCACUAUUGGUUGUAAAUAAUUAUAAUACAAGUGAUGGUAAUCUACAAGUGAAGUGGUAAUUAUCAAAUUGUCAAAAAAAAGAAAAUAAAUACUAACAUAACCUUAUAAUUUGUCAUUUAACUCAACACAUUUUAAGUACGAAGUACUAUUAAUUAGUAUCGAUAUAGGAUUACUGUGUAGGUAGCUUGUGUAUCUGGAUAAUAGCAUACAGUACAUAUUAUUUGAAAAUGUCUAUAGAUAUCCACGAUUGUUUUAUAAAACUACACAUGAUAACCUCCAUUACUGGUUUACUAUUGUUUUAAUAAUAACUUCUGGUAAUAAAAAUGACUUUAAACUCAUGACUUAUAAUUUAAUGUGUUUAUUAGUGAAAAAAAUUAUAGUUUUGUCAGACUAUUAUUUUUCUGUGUUACUCUUUAUAGUUAUGUUUUGAUACCAUUAAUAAUUUUUUUAGAAAAAAAUAUGUACCUAUUUUCUUAUUAACGCGCUUUAAAAUAGUAGUACUUAAUAUAGAUAUUAUAUAUAUUGUUACUACAUAUAAUGAAAUAUUAUCAAUAAUUAAUUCAUGUAUAGUAAUAUUAUUGUGUAUUAAAUAUUAUAAUUUCGUUGACGCCUCAAAAAACUCUAUAAUAAGUAAUCUAAUAUAGUGAUAAUAAAUUGUAAAGUAAUAAUUAUCUUUUGUAAACGUGCACGUUCUUUUGCCGUAUAAAUGAACACAAGGGGUAUGGGACCAUUCUUUUAAGCGUACGGUAUGAAUUUCCAAAAGAAUUGUUUCAAAAAUGUCAAUUGGUAUCGUGCAUUUAUUGUAACAAGCCUGUAUGCGAAGACUUAAAACGAUUAAAACUUAGUGGUUCGUUUUAGUUAUCGAUCCGUCGCGUCGUUCAAAAUCCGUAUACAAUUAUUUAGUUCCUAUGUAUAAACUAUUAUGAUGUGUAUAGAUGUACUAUGAUAAUGUUUUGUAUAAUGGGAUGUUAUUAAAUAAUUUAAUAUGUACGUUAAGAUCAAACCAAUGUUGUGUUAACAACUUUGUAAGAUAAGAAUAAAUUAUAUAGUGUUAUUUUCUUAAAAUUAACUCAAUAGCUGUUAAUCAUAGUUUAUAAUAUCAUAUUAAUAUUUAUUUAGUAUUAAUAAUAUUAUACGUUACACCCUUAAUAUAAUAUAUAUAUAUAUUAUACUGUUUUUUUUUGUUUUUUAUACAGCUUAGCCUUUCAAUAGAUAGUAGCCUAGUCAAAUACGAGAUCCCUAAAAUAGGUUAAGGUGGGAUCUGCAAUUAUUGCAGAUCCCAACCUUAACUCUAGUACUUCUUUACCAACUAUUUUUAUGGUUGGAAAUUUCAACUUUUUACUAAAAAAAUUCUAACUAGAAAACUUUUCGAUUUGAAAAAAAGUUUAUAAAGCUAUCUGAUAUUUGAAAACAUUUCCUUUGAUAUCCCGUGAUACAAUUGUUUCUAGCAAGUUUUUUAGUUUUCAGUUUCAAUGGUCUGUAACUUAAUAAAAAAUAAAAAUUUUAUCGUAAAAUUUUAAAAAGUUAUUUUUGAAUGUCAUAUUUUAGCUUUAAGAAUCUAUUUUGCUAUUGUAAAAAAUUUGAUAAGUUUUCAAGUAAGAAUUUAAUACAAGUUUUAAUUUUCCAUGUUAAUCAAAUGCAAAAAAACUUUCAUGAGGAAGUAUUUAGAGUUAAGCUAAGAAUCUAAAAUUUUAGUAAUGUCUUAUUUGAAUAGGCCACUAUCGACUAGGGGGAUAAGUAAAAAAAAAAAAUUAACACAAUAUAAUAGGUAUAUAUUAUAAGUAUGGUUCUAAUUUUGGGUUUAGUAGAAUUUCAAUUUGGACACCCCCUUUAAUUUUUUUUUAAUAAAAUAAAAAAGCUACAGUUUUAAAUCUUAUUUUUGAUAUCAACACGUGCCACAUGAAAUUUACCUAAUAAACAUUGGCUUUCGUAUUGUAUAAGAUAUAUGUAUUACACCCUAGACGUGAAUUGCAAUUUUUUUUUUUAUUAUGUUUUAUUUUAACCUGUCUUGUUCAAUGAAAUAUCAGUGAUAUUUGAUAAAGCAUAAUAGAAAAAAGUAAUAAAAAAUAAAUCUUAAAAAAAAUAUUCUAUAAUUUGGUUUUUAAUAACUCUCACACAUUCGACAUCUAGAUAAAGUAUUUAUUCUUUUAUUUUGCUUAGGGACAACUUGAAACAAAGACAUUAAAAUUGUGUUUAUUUUAAAAGUAAGAUCAAUAUCUAUUUGUUUAAUAUUGUAUUAUAGUUAUUUUUCGAACAUGUGCCCAAUUUAUGAAAUAAGCAAAACAAUGUCCCUCUCAUGAAAUGGGAAUUUUCACGUCUGAGGUGUAUAUAUAACGAUAAUUUAAAAUGGUGUGAUGUAUAAUAUUAUUUUGUGAUGUAGUUAUGAUUUUGUCAUUAUUCAACUGUGGUAACAAAUGUUUAAAACAAAUAAUUAAUGAUAAUAUAACACAAUAUGGAGAAUUUACGUAAAUCCCUAUCCCGUAUCUUUUUUAUGAAAACAACUCGAAAGCCUUAUUAGUAUAUUGUACUGUAAUUAUGAACAACA
Adelges cooleyi (spruce gall adelgid) is the source of this 8908-nucleotide messenger RNA. RefSeq names its product potassium channel subfamily T member 2 (gene SLO2). Gene Ontology annotation, cellular component: membrane. The record is from RefSeq and is a predicted model, not a curated record. Bases 484 to 4815 code for a protein of 1443 amino acids. Gene Ontology annotation, molecular function: intracellular sodium-activated potassium channel activity. Gene Ontology annotation, biological process: potassium ion transport. Lineage: Eukaryota; Metazoa; Arthropoda; Insecta; Hemiptera; Adelgidae. The transcript is spliced from 28 exons.